Molecule: messenger RNA, 2283 nt
Organism: Lutzomyia longipalpis
Lineage: Eukaryota; Metazoa; Arthropoda; Insecta; Diptera; Psychodidae
Exons: 2
Coding region: 114-968 (284 amino acids)
Source: RefSeq, a predicted model, not a curated record
UCCUUGCAUCUAUUCGACGCCAGUUGAGAGAAAAUACCCAAACCGUGUGAUUGUGCAUUUGAGACAGAGGGCUAUUCUUGUGGUAUUUUGACCGAGGGGUACUACCUCCCUAAAUGGCAAAGUUAGUUAUUGGAAUUUUGUGUGUUGUGGCAGUGGUGACGGCACUUCCGGCCGAGGAGACACGAGGCCACUCCAGGAAUGCCGUAAGCACAGAUAACGACCUCCUCGAUGGCAUCUACCACGACUGCAUUAACAAGGACUCAGUGUCAUGUGUGAAGUACAAGCUGUUUAAUUUUGUUGACAAAGUUGUGUUGCAAAAGAACGUGUUCCCACUCACGGAGGGUGUGACGAUUGUUAAGACCCCUGGAGCUGAAUACGAGGGUGCCCCAAGAAGUAUUGCUGGGGAUGAAUCUGUGGAAUCUCUCGUGUGGAGUCGCCUCCAGCACUUCCUGCACACGCACACAAUUAAGGUUGACCUCAAGGGAUCCGAUGUGGUCAAUGCUGUAGCAUCCACUGGCCGUGCCCUCGAGGAUGUUUCAGACAACUUAUUUGGUGAGGAAGAAUCCACAGCUGCUGGGGAAAGUCGUGGCAAGAAGAAGAAGGCCGCCAAGAUUCUUGGCCCACUUCUCUUGGCCGUUGCCCUGAAGGCUGCCGCCCUCCUGCCUCUUCUCUUGGGUGCUAUUGCCCUCAUUGCCGGCAAGGCUCUGCUCGUGGGCAAGAUUGCUCUCGUCCUAUCCGCCAUUAUUGGUCUCAAGAAGCUCCUGUCGCACGAGAAGCACGUCACAUAUGAGGUCGUCGCCCACCCACACCACUCCUCAAGCCACUCAUCCAGCCAUGGUGAUGCCUUCGUUGGCUCCGGCUUCGGUGGUGGUGACAUUGGUGGUGGUGGCUACGGGGGUUCCGGACACGGAGGCUGGGGACGCUCAGUUGAUGCCCAGGAAUUGGCUUAUGCCGCCCAGAAGCCUUAAGCAGCAGCACCCUUCUGCAGCAUCCGGCACACCACUGACCCACUUUUCGCGCUCGCACAACGACUCUCUUAGGCCAAAGUCCACCCACUCGUGGAAUAUCAAGUGGUUGGACGAUGAUUUUCUUUAUUUUUUAAAAAGAAAACCUCUUAUCUCUCUUUCGUAGGUCACAACUAUCCACCUGUUCUAAUUUAUUAUAUUUUUCAUUUCAAGCAAUCUCUUAAAAAAACAAAGAAAAAAAAUAAUGAAAAAAGAGUAGAAAUAUUUAUGUACGCAUCUCAAAGUGCUGAUAUAAUUUAUGUUUUUGUUAAUUAAUGAGAAUAUUCUUUAUUAGCUAUUCUUCUAUAUAGACUCAACAGUACCGCAAAUGCUCGGGGCUUUGUACGCCAAGAUGCAAUUGUUACGAGGCAAUUGCACUUUGGCAAAUAGUGUUUGUUAGGUUCAUAACAUUUAAUUUAUUUUUUAUUUAUAUUACAUGUAAUAAUGCGACAAACAAAAUGACGAGAACACGACGAAGAAAUGAUUAAUGAAUAUUUUUUAAGAAGAUAAAAAAAAGAGUCAAAAAAGUAAAAACGACAAACGAACGCAAAAUCCUAAUUAAGGAAAAAAAUGAUAUAUAUUUUGGAAGAGUUAGAUGGAAAACUGAAUGUAAAAAACUCACACUUGAUAAUAUUCUUACAAUCUUCUCUAUAUUCUUUCUAGAACUGAAGUGUACUUUUUAAGUUAAAUUUGAGAUGUACACGAUUUCUAUUUUAUCCUCUUUUAUUUUUUCAUCUAUAAUUUCUUUUAUUUUAUAUUUUUUUAAUUGUGAGAAAGAUGUGAGAAAGGAGCUAAAAAAUUUAUACUAAAACUCUCUCUGUCUUCAAACUGUCUCAAGUAGUGCAAAUGUAACAAUCUUCCUAUAAACUUAAUUUUCAAUCUCACCUUCAAUUUCCAAAAAAAAUAAGACCAAUCAAAAAAAAAGAUAAUCAAAGAAUGUAAAAAGCACAUCUAUUGUGAAAGUAUUAUAUUUUAAACUUUACUUUUUAACUAUCUCUAUUUUUAAAAUGUUAAUUUUAUAAGACUUACUCUGACUGUCUCUCUUAUGUAUAAAAAUACUUAUUAAUUUACUUUCUUUCCUUAGCAGUUCUUCAACUAUUUUCUUUCACAAAUUUUCUCUGUGAACUCUUAAACACCUCGAAAUAUAUAAUUUUUUUUAUAGUAAGAUAAAGGAGGAAUAAAAAAAGGAAAAAAUUAACUCUUGUAAUAUUUACAACUUCACCUUCUCUAUAUAAAAUUGUACAUAAAACUUACAUACUUCUAUAAAAUACUCAACAUA